AUGAACGUUCAGCUUAAAAUCCACGUAUUGCAUUGCGUAGUUUAUGGCCUUGAUACAGUACUAGCGUAUUUGAGCCUGUUUUUGUGCAGACUUGCUAAUGGAACGUUUGUAUAUUUCUUCUUUCAGGUUCCAUCACUCAAUGAUACUCCUAUUCAUCGAUUGCCUUCCAAUUCAUUAGUAAAAUACAGAUGUAUGGUACAAGAUAUGUUUGACCGAGAAUUCUACCUAGGUGUUUACGAAGUUCAUAACGAAGAAGUUAAUACAAAGGUUCUUAAAUGUGGAAAAUACUACGAUGUUGCUCGCUGUCCGAAAAAUUCUUCAAUAAAUUUACAAUCUGAUCGUAGCGUAACGCUGGAUCGACAAGUGUUAUACUGCGUUCCAAUUCCUGGAGAAAAUCAAUGGGCAAAAGAUAUAUCCUAUUUUUUUACCUCGAUAACCAUGAAAUUAUCGAAUCUCUGCAAAUUUCUUAACCAAGACCAAAUCUUUGCUGGAAUGACUACGUCCGUGCCAAGCCCAAAUGCUCGCUAUGUACCUGAACCAUCAUUUACUUCUAACAAAAGAAGGUUCGAUGAAAACAACAGUUCCAAUAAUAUACUCCCUAAUUUAAAUUUUCCUCUGCCAAACGAAAAUGGACCUGCAUGUAUAGUCAAGAUUUAUGAAGAUACGGAUAAUAUCAAAGUGAAUGAUAUGAUUGAGUUUUUUGGAAUAUUAUCCGUAGACCCGGCAUUGAAAGCACCAUCCAAUACUAGGUUAACAAGAGACUCGGGUAUUUACGAUCCUGAAAUCGAUAUGGAUUGUGCUGAGGAAACUGCAGCACACUGUCCAGCUCCAUCAUUAGUCCCUCGUCUGCAUUGUAUUAUUGCCAGACAUUUACCGCAUUCAAAUCCAAUAUUGCCAUUCGAUAGUCCAUCAGAAAUAAGUAUCAACAAUACUUUAGAAAAACCAGAAUUAAUUCGAUCUCAGUUGAUAUCAACACUUACGGAUUGUAUUGGUGGAGAUGCACUAGCAGCUGAAUAUACGCUACUAAACCUACUAUCGAAAGUUAACUACAGGCACGAUGUUGUUCCUGUUGGCAAGUUUUCCGUUAAUUUGGCUGGUUGUCCUGUUGGAGGGACUAUUACACAUCAAUUAUAUGAAUCUAUUGAGGCAUUAGUGCCUAAGAGCUACUUUUUAUCAAUGACCCUUUCCGGUAUGAAUUCACUGCUACUCUCCCCUAAAAAGGAUUACAAUGCUAAUCGAUUACAAUCUGGCAUCUUACAGUUAACCGCUGGAACCCAUUUAAUAUUGGAUGAAACUGUGUUAGAGCCAGGACAAUUAGAUCCCAAUGGAGUAAAGAACCUAACAGCUCUAAGUAAUGUCGUCCGGUGGCAAAAAGUUGAUUAUGAUUUCAGCUAUCAUCAAACUGAAUUUCUUUGUGAUUUGACGGUCUUGGUUCUAUCGGAGGGAAAAUCGAUUUUACCGUGUGAUAUCGUAAUCCCGAUACGACAACGUAAUUCUGUCACAAAAGCCGAAAGCAAUCCAAUUCGUGAGAUUCCAUUUUCGUUUCUUCAAGAUUUUCGAACCUAUCUUGCUGUCACUCGAUCUCUAAAUUACACAGUAACGAAUGAAAUGCAGCAGGCACUUCAGGAAGACUUUGUGAAUUCGAGGAAGCUGGACGAUAAAGCUAUGACAGCUGAUGACUUUCACUUAAUGUUAACCAUGGCCAGGCUACUUACCCUGAGUUUUGGGCAAACCUUAUUAACUCCUGAGCUAUGGAACAGAGUGAAGUCAUUGGAAAGGCAUCGAAAAGCUCGUUCUCCUUCUCAGUAG
Trichoplax adhaerens is the source of this 1809-nucleotide messenger RNA. RefSeq lists its product as uncharacterized. NCBI's taxonomy places the organism in Eukaryota, Metazoa, Placozoa, Uniplacotomia, Trichoplacea, Trichoplacidae. Bases 1 to 1809 code for a protein of 602 amino acids. The record is from RefSeq and is a predicted model, not a curated record. Gene Ontology annotation, biological process: DNA-templated DNA replication. Gene Ontology annotation, molecular function: chromatin binding. The transcript is spliced from 16 exons.